AUGGCAGUUUCAAAGAAUAUUUUGGCAAUUCUUUUGCUGUCCGUGUUAUUAUACGCUGCUUUGGGGGAAGCCAAUUAUACCGUCAAACUGAUUGCUGGUGCCUUGGUGAACAAGGAUAAACCAGACGAAAUCUUUCGAAAUCUCACAUCCUCUCCUUAUUCCGCACUCGUCCCCGCGAUGGAUCAUAUUGAUAUCAAAUACACUUUUUAUUCGGAAUUUCCAACACAAGAAUUGGGUCUCGUUCUUUUUGUCUUCUUUACAGACGAGGAGAACAACCAAUUUAGAGGUGUUGGAUUUAAUGACACGGUUACCGUCGUCGAACCGGAACAAUCCUUGUUUGAUCUGCAACUUCUCUUCUUAUAUGUCAUACUUUCCGGGAUCAUUUUUGGAAUCGGCUACAUGAUCUUCCAAGCAUUCUUUGGAGGGACGAGGCCCAGAAAAGGCAGAAAGCGACCUCCUGUUAGUAAACCCGAGGACCAGGCCACCGGUGCAAGCUCAUCAUCAGAUUUGAAAUACGAUGAAAGUUGGAUCCCCGAGCAUAAUUUGAGAUCUCCCGCCGCUAGAAAUAGUUCACGUAUCAAGAAGAAAACUGAAAAG
Messenger RNA from Acaulospora colombiana, 597 nucleotides. The record is from the annotation of a GenBank genome assembly. NCBI's taxonomy places the organism in Eukaryota, Fungi, Glomeromycota, Glomeromycetes, Diversisporales, Acaulosporaceae.